Messenger RNA from Solanum tuberosum (potato), 1146 nucleotides. Its product is annotated as disease resistance RPP13-like protein 4. The record is from RefSeq and is a predicted model, not a curated record. NCBI's taxonomy places the organism in Eukaryota, Viridiplantae, Streptophyta, Magnoliopsida, Solanales, Solanaceae. The transcript is spliced from 3 exons. Gene Ontology annotation, biological process: defense response to other organism. Gene Ontology annotation, molecular function: ADP binding. Bases 1 to 1146 code for a protein of 381 amino acids.
AUGCAGUGCAUGCCAGCAGCCUUGACAGCUAAGGAUGAGGAAUUAGUGGCUGUGUCAAGCUCAUAUGUUAAGUAUGCUAUUGAGCAAGAAUAUCUCAGAGCUGAGAUUGAUCGCCUUAAGGAUGAACUGGCCCAAGGAAAUAAGAGGGAAUGUAUGGGCAGUUUGGGUAAAACCACAAUCGCGCAAAAGGUGUACCAUGACAGACAAGUGAAUGUGAGAUUUCAGAAGAAAGUUUGGGUUUCUGUAUCUCAAACUUAUGAUGAGCUUCUCAUCAUGAAGGGUAUUUUGAAACAACUGAAUGCAGAUGAUAGCGGAAUUGACAAAGGAGACUUGCUUAACAGAAUUCUUGAAGCACUUUCACAUAAGUCAUUCUUAAUUGUCUUGGAUUCAGUAUGGAGCAUUGAUGAUGGAUGGUGGGAUAGAAUAUCAAGGGGAUUACCCAAGUUUGUAGAGCACAAUUGUUGUAUUAUAAUUACAUCAAGAAGAAAGUGCAAUACUCAAUUGGAAGAAGUUGGAAGAGAGAUCGUGCACAAAUGUCAUGGUCUUCCUCUAGCCAUCAAGACCACAGGUGGGAUGUUAUCAUCAAAACCACAUUCACUCGGGGAGUGGACAAGGAUAUGUGAAAACUUUCGAGAGAAAUUGGUAUCGGAUAGUGAAAGAAAUAUCUCUGCAAUGGCUUCUUGGCAACUAAGCUAUGAUGAGCUUCCUGCUCAUCUAAAGCAGUGUAUGCUAUGCUUCUCAAUCUAUCCAGAUGACCAUGAAAUUGAGGUGGAACAAUUGGUUCGUUGGUGGGUAGGGGAAGGAUUAAUUAGUCCGUGGCGAUGGCACAGAAACUCAACAGAUGUAGCUUUUAGUCAUUUGUCUGAACUUGUAAGUCGGUGCUUGGUUGAAGUUGUCCAAAGAAGAAGCUUUGAUGGCAAAGUUUAUAGUUGCAAGAUGCAUGACAUGGUUAGGGACAUGACAAUUCUCGUUGUAGAAGACGAGAAAUUUUGUAGCUUCAAUCGAGGCAGGCACAUAGCCACAGUUAACUCUAGGCACUUGGGGGAAAACAACUAUUCAGUCCUUAUAUGGGAACUCAAAGCUAAGAGCACUUCUUCUCACUACAACAAAUUACAUCGGUUUCAACAGGAAAAUUGCUCUGGCUGA